This is a messenger RNA of Verticillium nonalfalfae, 930 nucleotides long. RefSeq lists its product as uncharacterized. Gene Ontology annotation, molecular function: 3'-5'-RNA exonuclease activity. The record is from RefSeq and is a predicted model, not a curated record. The transcript has a single exon. Bases 1 to 930 code for a protein of 309 amino acids. NCBI's taxonomy places the organism in Eukaryota, Fungi, Ascomycota, Sordariomycetes, Glomerellales, Plectosphaerellaceae.
AUGAAGGCAACAGUCCUCCUGGCAUCCGGCCUCCCGGCCCUCGCAGCCUCGAAAAUCAUAGACUUCACCCCACGCCUCAUAUCCUACAACAUCCGCUGGGCCGUCCCCAUCGUCCUCCCCCCCGAACCCGCCUGGUCCGACCGCCUCCCCUCCCUGGCAUCCCAGCUCUUCCACGAGACCGCCGGCCGCCCGACGUCCCUCAUCUGCCUGCAGGAAGUCCUCGCGACGCAGCUCGCCGACAUCAAAUCCGCCCUCGGCACCCCGACCUGGUCCUCCGUCGGCGUCGGCCGCGACGACGGCGCCGAGGGCGGCGAGUUCUCGCCGAUUCUCUUCCGGCCCGACGCCUACGAGCUUCUCAACAGCUCGACGCGCUGGCUGUCGCCGACGCCCGAAGAGCCGGGCAGCAAGGGGUGGGACGCGGCGCUGCCGCGCGUCGUGACGACGGCGACGCUGCGGGACCGCCGGAGCGGCGCACCGCUGACGUACAUGUGCACGCACUUUGACCACAUUGGCCAGACGGCGCGCGUCGAGUCAGCGAAGCUGCUCGUGCGGUUCGCGGAGGAGGCUGCGGUUGUGGUGGAUGGCGAGGAGACGCCUGUUUUCCUGGGUGGCGACUUGAACAUCACGCCCGAGAACCCUGCAUAUUUGGAAAUGGUUGCUGAGGGGAAUUAUCACGAUGCGAAGGAUGUUGUGGAUCCGAGACGAAUCCAUGGACAUCUCAACACUUUUACAGGGUUUUCGGAUGACCGAAGUGGUUGGUCGCGCAUUGAUCAUGUGUUUGUCUGGAGGCCUGAAGUCCAGGGCAUGGCGCUUCUCAACUACGGCGUCUUGGAGAACAAGUUUGAUGACAACCUUUGGAUAUCGGAUCAUCGUCCCGUCAUUGUCGAUGUCAACUUUGCAAUCAACAAAACGUGUGUGGAACGCAGCUAG